AUGACCAGAACAGUACUAGAGUUUCCAUUUUCUGGACGAUUCAUCGUCAACAAAAUCAACUAUGACAGUAUUUAUAACGAGAUACAACUUCAGGAUCCAGAUAACUGUCUCGCUAGGCGUUUUCUAAACCAGUUCAAUCCCUCUGGUACACCUUUCAAUGUUAUCAGGUUUAAGAGUUAUUCAUUCUUUAAUUGCUCUUCAAAUGUUUCCGAAUCCAUAUUGUCCUAUUCCACGAGCAUUAGCUGCCUUAGUAGCUCCACACACAAAGUAUUUGCCACACCUCAAGCAAGUAGAGAUAGUUCAUGGCUUUCAUUAAAGUGUUCCCUAAUUGAUACCAUAAAAGUUCCAAUAAACCGCCGUGCUUAUUCGGAUAUUUACACUGAUCGGUUUCCAUAUGAAAUUGUUCUUCAUCUUACAUGGGAAUGGAAUGAGAACCCCGGCGUUUCUAAUACUGCUGAUAAUUUUGAUACUAGAAAAUUCCUUAUCAGCAUAGGCAUCGCAUUUACAAUUCUAUUUGGCUCUGUUAUGUACUGUAUCUCCCGUGCAAACAGCCCCACACAAGAUGUAUCAUCAAGAGUUGUACAAACUACACCACUAUCAAUUAUAAACACCACCGGUCUCAGUGGCUCUGCAAUACAAUCAUUUCCCAUGGUAGUUCUUGGAGAGAGCGGACGUCUACCAAAUCCAGAAAUUAAUACUUGUGCAAUAUGUCUGUCAGAAUAUAAACCUAAAGAGACACUGAAGAUUUUCCCUUCGUGUAAUCAUUGUUUUCAUGCUGAUUGCAUUGAUGUCUGGCUACAUUUGAAGUCAUCAUGUCCUGUCUGCAGGAAAUUUCUCGUUGCUUAA
This is a messenger RNA of Papaver somniferum (opium poppy), 846 nucleotides long. RefSeq names its product RING-H2 finger protein ATL20-like. The record is from RefSeq and is a predicted model, not a curated record. Bases 1 to 846 code for a protein of 281 amino acids. Lineage: Eukaryota; Viridiplantae; Streptophyta; Magnoliopsida; Ranunculales; Papaveraceae. The transcript is spliced from 2 exons.